UCGAUGGCAAGCGAACGAUGGAAGGAUGAUAUCGCAUACGCGAUGACUCCCUUCAAAUUGUUAACGUGGCCCAUCGGUGUCUGGCCUCUUCAAGUUUAUAACAUUUAUUCGCUUAUAAGAUGCGUUUUAGCCACUUGUUGCAUGAGCAUAAUAGUGACUUUACCCACCAUGGAGAUUCACAUGGGCUGUACCGAUGCAGGGCAAAACAUUGACAGCAUCAUGUUGAUCUUCUGCGGUAUACUAGGAGUGCUGAAAACAGUAUGUUUCCGCAUUUAUGCGGAAAAUUUAACUAACAAUUACGGAUCAGCCCGGAAUGAUUAUUUGACAAUUAGAAAUACGGAGCAUCGUGCCAUCAUGCGAAGACACGCCUUUAUGGGAAGGCUUCUAUCCUGUUUUAUGGUGUGCUUCUCUUACUUUAGCGUGACGGUAUAUUCGCUAAUUCCUCUUCUGGGUGAUGACGAAGACAACCAGAUGAACGUAACGGACGAGGACAUUGUACUUGAAUAUCCGAUGCCAUCAAGAUGCGCAUUGGAAUAUUUCAGUGUCCCGGAGAGCUUAUAUAAAAUUAUCUGUCUCUUUGAAUUUAUCGUGCUAAUACUUACGUGUACUUGUAAUCUCGGUAACGAUUCUCUCUUUCUGAAUAUUACAUUACACGUUUGUGGUCAAGUAAAAAUUUUAAAGGCCAGUUUCAUCGAUUUUGAUGUUUCAAGUUCGCAAGUCUACGAUCGUUUUAACGCUUUAAUUAAAAGAAUGAGCUAUCUUAUAGACAUGGCUAAAGAAUUAGCCAAUGCCAUCAGUUUUGUUUUAUUGAUGCAAUUAUUUCUUAGCAGUAUCUUGUUAUGUAUAAUGGGCUUUCAAUUUAUUUUAGCGUUUAAAAUGAACGAUAUCGUCAUGAUGGGGAAAAGCUUAACAGUAUUGUGCACUUUUCUGACGCAACUUACAGUGUAUAGUUUUGUCGGAGAUUACCUGAAAUCUCAAAUGGAAGAAGUUGGACUUUUUAUUUAUCAAAGCGUUUGGUACGAUCUUCCUGGAAAAUUGUCGAAAAAUUUAAUCUUUAUCAUCAUGCGGGCACAGUCUCCCGUCAAGCUGCAAGCUGGAAAUUUUAUCGUGGUAAACCUGGCAACAUAUAUGAGCAUCCUGAAAACCUCCAUGUCGUACUUAUCUGUACUCCGCGUAAUGGUAGAAACUUGAGAUAUAAAAUAAUACGUUUCGUGAAAAGAAAUCUUACAAAUUACAAAUCGACGUUUGGAAAGUACGUUCAAAAAUAUAGGAGUCUACAGUAGUAAAAAUUUACUCCAAUUUGGUUUCAAUAAAACAACUAAUCAUAAUCAUUAUGCGACUAUCCAUUCGUGCCAAACCACACUGAGAAAAAUAAUCAUAAU
Messenger RNA from Camponotus floridanus (Florida carpenter ant), 1382 nucleotides. RefSeq names its product odorant receptor 9a-like. Gene Ontology annotation, molecular function: olfactory receptor activity; odorant binding. Gene Ontology annotation, biological process: detection of chemical stimulus involved in sensory perception of smell; sensory perception of smell. The coding region runs from base 4 to 1191 and encodes 395 amino acids. Gene Ontology annotation, cellular component: plasma membrane. The record is from RefSeq and is a predicted model, not a curated record. The transcript has 4 exons. Lineage: Eukaryota; Metazoa; Arthropoda; Insecta; Hymenoptera; Formicidae.